Molecule: messenger RNA, 1197 nt
Organism: Acanthamoeba castellanii str. Neff
Lineage: Eukaryota; Discosea; Longamoebia; Acanthamoebidae
Product: phosphotransferase enzyme domain containing protein
Exons: 7
Coding region: 1-1197 (398 amino acids)
Biological process (GO): phosphatidylethanolamine biosynthetic process; phosphatidylcholine biosynthetic process
Cellular component (GO): cytoplasm
Molecular function (GO): choline kinase activity; ethanolamine kinase activity
Source: RefSeq, a predicted model, not a curated record
AUGGAGGAAGAGAGAAUCAGAAAGAGGAAGGAGCUGCAGGAAUGGAUUCAGCAGCGUUAUCCCGUGCUGGACAUCACGAUUGAGGGAGAUCUCGAGGCCGGUGCUGCGGAAGUGUUCACUCACUUCUUCCCCAAAUGGGACAGAUCUAAGAUGCAUCUCCACCAGUUCACGGAUGGCAUCACCAACAAGCUCUACAAGGUUGUGGCUCAGCUGGAGGAGACGCCGCGAGGGGAGGACUCGCCACCCGAGAAAACUGCACUUGUGCGCAUCUACGGCGAGCGCACCGAGGUCAUGAUCGACAGGGAGAGCGAGCUGACAACACUCGUCUGCCUGGGCAAACUCGGCCUCUGCUCUCCGCUCUACGGCCGCUUCAACAACGGUAUCUGCUAUGGCUUUGUGGAAGGCAAGCCCUUCACACCCGACGACAUGAAGGCCCCCGAGAAGUUCAAGCUCGUGGCUCAUCAACUGGCGCUGUUCCACGCAGUGGACGUGUUCGGAGAGCGAAAACCCGCCCUGUUCAAUACCCUCCGAAAGUGGUUGUUGGAGAUUCCUGACUCUUUUGAUGAUCAAGAGAAGAACCGACGGCUGCAGGAGCAAUUUUCCAUGAAGAGAUGUGUCGAAGAGCUGGAGUUCUUGGAGGAGCAGCUGAGCGGGACCACCUCGGAUGUCGUGUUUUGCCAUAACGACCUCCUGUCCGCCAACAUCCUCUACCAGGCGGCCUCGGCCCCGGAUGCCAAGCCUGCGAAAGUGCGCUUCAUCGACUACGAGUAUGGCAACUAUAACUGGCGGGCCUACGACAUCGCGAACCAUUUUUGUGAGAUGAUGGGCUAUACGGUGGACGGCUCGAAGUUCCCCACGAAGGAGUUCCAACUCGAGUGGCUUCGGGCCUACAUUGCCGCCCAGCGCCACAUCGGAAAGAACCCUGCCUAUCAGGCCGCCGAACCGGAGCUCGGAGAGGAGGACGCAGUAUCACAGGAGGACGUGGAUGCUCUCUACGAGGAGGUCAAGCGGUUCACACCCGCGCCAUCCUUCCACUGGGGCGUGUGGGCACUUGUACAGGCUCGUUACUCCUCGCUCGAGACCUUCGAUUACAUCGGCUAUUCGUCGAAGCUGUUCGAGCGAUACCACACGAGGAAGGAGGAGGUCUACGGCUUCCGCUACGGCAAGUCCCCCGCGGCCGCCGCCAAGCAAGAAUGA